Molecule: messenger RNA, 3677 nt
Organism: Phyllotreta striolata
Lineage: Eukaryota; Metazoa; Arthropoda; Insecta; Coleoptera; Chrysomelidae
Source: the annotation of a GenBank genome assembly
UGUUCAUCAAUGUCAAAUGUCAAAGUGAUAUGUGAUGUGAUUGUUUAUCUUCUAAUUUAAUGACACGUUCAUUCUUUGAGUUCUUGUAUUUGUUAUUGAAUAACGAAAAUAGCUAUUAAAUAUAGUGUCAUGUAGACAAAAAAGUCCUACUCAUCAUUUUACUCAAACAUAUUGGAUUCAUAAUACACUAAUUUACAUUCAAAUUGUACAUUAAAAAUGGCUCGUCACAGGGAUGUCCGAAAUAUGGACUACUCAGACGAUUACGAUGGAUACGAUGAUGUGUAUGGCCACUCCGUCGACGACGAUUAUUACAUAUCUCCGAGUAACAGGCAGUUCUUGUACAACAGGGAGCUCUCGCAGAGAAGUUCCGAAGGCGAUAUAAAGGAAGAGGACGAAUCCGAAGCGGAAUUGGCCGACAUGGAUAGAGCUAAACUAGCUUCGUGCAUCGAUCAAAUCAAACAAACCAUCGGAAAUGUUAAUCUAUCGAGGAACGAUCUAGUCAAUAUUAUUAUACAACACAACUAUGACAUCCAGAAAUGCAUAAAUACUUUAUUAGAAAGUACCCUGCAACCAGCACCAGUUGAAAAAGACAAUUCGAAUUUCAACAUUCCAACGAGCAGCCAAUCGAAAUUUAUUAUACCCAAAUUAAACUUAUCUUCGUUUAAAAAGGAGGCGAAUUUUUGCAAUGAAUCACCUAAUGACGACAAAAAGCCAUUUAGUAAUCUAUCAGACUUGGUUUCUACCCAUUUAAAAGACAACGUGCCAGUAGUGGACGGCAUAAGAACGCAAUUGAAGAAUCUAAACCUCAAUAACAAUCAGGCGUUGAGUAAAAUGACUGUGUCAGAAUCAAAAUCUUCCAACGAUCUACCCAAAAGUGACGAAGCUUGCAAAAUAGACCUAUCUAAAGCCUUGAAGAGCACUGUGAGCGCUCCUUUAGUGCCAACAAACAAAGCGAAAGAAAAUUUCGAAAUACCUUUCAUUGAAUGCAAGUCGGAUUUGCCUAUGAGGGGAAAUCGAUCUUCAUACGAGGAACUGAUUUGUUCUCUAAAUGUACCGGAGAACACGAAAAAUAUCGAUUCGAAGCUAGAAAAGAAAACCAGCUUGUUAGGAACGGUGAUUUGCAAGAAAUACAAGAGAUACCUCAAGCAAAUUUCGCUGGUAAAAAAAUACUCGAGCGCCAUUAAAAUAUUCGAUUUCAUUAACGCCGACAUCGAACCGGCCACGAAAGUCAUAUCUUCCACCGUCAAAACCGUCACCAACAUAACCAAGGGCUUCGAUCUCUCCCGAAGAGAACCGAAACCCAGCCACACGCCCCGGUCCCAGUCCCCAGCCUCCGGCAAAAUCACCCCCAUCGACAACCCCGAAGACAACAAGCCCGCCAAACAACCGGACAACAAAUUCGACCCGCUGCAAUUGUACCGCAACGAACGGGCCCAAAGCAAGGAGCACCUCUACAUGGUGGUAAUCGGCCACGUCGACGCCGGCAAGAGCACCUUGAUGGGCCAUCUGCUCUGCGAUUUAGGACAGGUGAACCAGAAAGUGUUGCACAAGUACGAGCAGGAGAGCAAGAAGCUCGGCAAGCAGAGCUUCAUGUACGCCUGGGUGCUCGACGAGACCGGCGAGGAGCGUAACAGAGGCAUCACGAUGGACGUGGGGCGGUUUCAAUUCGAAACCGCCACGAAAUGCGUGACGCUGUUGGACGCUCCCGGCCACAAGGACUUCAUACCGAACAUGAUAGCCGGCGCCGGCCAGGCGGACGUCGCGCUGCUGGCCGUCGACGCGAACCGCGGCGAAUUCGAGGCCGGCUUCGACUACGGCGGGCAGACGCGCGAGCACGCGCUGCUCGUCCGCUCGCUGGGCGUCUCCCAACUGGCGGUGGCCGUCAACAAACUCGAUACUGUGUCGUGGUCGCGCGAGCGCUUCGACGAGAUCGUCGACAAGCUGAAAACCUUUCUCAAGAAGGUCGGUUUCAAGGAGUCCGAUGUGAGGUUCGUGCCGUGCAGCGGCCUCACCGGCCAGAAUCUGACCGCCGGGCCCACCGAAAGCGAGCUCUUGGAAUGGUACCACGGACCUUGUUUGUUAGAUAUUAUAGAUCAAUUCCGUUCACCAGAAAGACCCGUAUCAAAACCAUUCAGACUGUCUAUUAACGAUAUAUUCAAAGGUACCGGUACAUCGUUCUGCGUGUCGGGGCGCGUGGAGAACGGCACUCUAAGCGUCGGCGAUAAAAUACUGGUGUGCCCGAGCAGGGAAUCGGCGGUGGUGAAGUCGCUGUGGAUCGAGGAGGCUUCGAAGAGCGUGGUGUUCGCCGGCGAUCAGGUGACCGUCGCGCUGUCCGGCGUCGAAAUGCAGAACGUUUCGGUGGGGAACGUGCUCUGCGAUGCGCUGAGGCCCGUGCAGGUGGCGAUGAAGUUCCGCGCGCGGAUCGUGGUGUUCGACGUGGCGGUGCCGAUAACCAGAGGUUAUUCGGUGGUGUUGCACCAUCAGUCGUUGGUGGAGCCGGUGGUGGUGAGCCGGCUGAUAUCGGAGUUGAAUAAGAGUACGGGCGAGGUGGAGAAGAAGCAUCCGAGGUUUUUGAAGAAGCAGGCCAGCGCGUUGGUGGAGAUUCAGGCGUCGAGGCCUAUUGCUUUGGAGUUGUACAGCGAGUGCAAGGAGCUGGGUAGGGUUAUGCUUCGAUUGGGUGGUGUUACUAUCGCGGCCGGUGUUAUUACGCAAAUUGUAUUAUAAGUUCGAAAAAUAUAUGUUGAAUUUUAUAUCCGUGCGUUUCAUUUAAUCAUAUAUCACUAAUUUAAGCCCAAAGCGUCAGCCUAUUCAUUGGAGUUUUAUUCUUUUUGAAUUAUUUGGGACCAGUGAAAAAAAAAAGGAAUACUGAUUACAAAUAAGCUAAUAAGCGAUAUGAACGUAAUCAAUAUAAAAAUAUAAUAUUUUCUAGAAAGCAGAUAACUCUUAUCUAAUUGAUACGAUUCAAAAUACCCAAAGGUACAGCAAAAAAUAGGUCGAUAAAUAUAUGAAUACUCACUCGAUAUAUUUUGAUAUAUUAGGAUCCGUCGUAAUUCCGGUAUGCCUGUACCCUAGCACUCCAAAUUCAUGAUACGUGACAUUUCCUUGCCUAGCCAAGUCUCUUUUAGUCAUAGCCACUUCAGCGACCUGAGAUUAUACAACUCUUAAAAAACCAAACCCACGACCAAACCGACCAACUCACCUUCCUCCCCAGCGCGCAUGGAAUGACCUCAUCGUCUUCGGCGUGCAGUAUCAUAAUCGGACAAUCCACCGACAGGAUAUUAGUGGUGGUCCUAAACAGGAACCCGUUCCUUUCCAGCGGCCGCUGCACCGUCGCCUCGAACCACGGCAUCCACGUGAACACCUGCCCCAGCUGCGUCGCCGGUAUCUCCUCCCUCAUGGUGGUGAACGCCGACUCCAGGAUCAGCCCCGACGGCACCGUGUUGUACUUGUCCCGCAGCCGCUUCACCGUGUGCGUGCUCAGCGCGCUGCCCAGCGAGUGGCCCCACAGGUAGAUGUCGUUGUUCGUGUACAAGCGCAGCCAUCUGAACACCUGCGCUGUAUCGCUAACGAUUCCGUCUUCCGAAGGCGGAAAGUGCGGACCCGAAUCACCGAAACCUCUGUGGUCGGUGGCUAUGAGCAAGAAGUGCUUCCUGAGGACUUCGUAGGUGUUCUGGGGC